CCCUGUCGUUGGUUGAUCUAACUACGAAGUUCGCGCAAUGGUCGGCAAAUCCCCUUUUUGGCUCCGCCGUGGCGUCCUGUCGCGACUUGCUUCACUGUGUGAGACGAACAACAGAUGUUUCGAAGAGCUGCCCGUCUCCGUAGGAGUGAGGAGGGGAUGGAUCAUGCAUGUGUCACAGGCUGCCGCCAAGACGAGCAGCCAGGCGUAAGAGGCACGGACCAGAGGAUGAAGCUUGGCUGAUGCGACUGGCAGCAAACAAAGGCAAGUGGGAAAGCGCCGAGGAAAGGGUGCUGUAGGUGCAGAGCUACAUGUCAUAGUCGCCCGCCGGUGGCAAACUUGCGAUCGACCGAGGUGGGAUACAAGAGGUGACGACACCAUUGAAUGCACAAGGUUAGCAAGGGAGCGCGGCCGAGGCGGCAUCGCACGGGCACACACCUCGUUCUGGUACCUGAAGUUAGUUGCCAACUUUAGUGCCUCGUAGGUUCAGAGGUACAGUUCUACGAGGAAUAAAACAGCUGAGCUGGGCGUCGCGGCCCCUGCUGGAAAUGGAGCUGGAGGGGUCGAUGGUGGCGGGGCACGCGCGCUGACGACAGUGCUCUAUCAUCUCAGCAAACCCGCCCGCUACAUCCAUACAUCAAAGUGAGUUUCUGGAACUCGCACCAACCACCCAGCUGCUCUCCUCACCGCACAACUCGCAGCGUCUUUCACAGACUCGUUUGUGCAAAGCCCCCGGUGGCACACCAAGCCCGACUCAUUCGUUGACUCUGUGCACCUCCAACAUCCCCUCCGUCCCGAGCCCGUGCCGACACAAUGUCGUCAUUACCGCUGCCGCGGGGCAGUUGGCUCCUCGUGCUCUGCGUCUGCCUCGUCGUACUGCCAGGCAAGGCCGCCGCCUUUGGUGCCGGAAACAUCCCCUCCAUCGCACAAGUGCGUGCUGCAGACCUUCGUCCCUCCUCAAAGAAUCCAUUGCUGAUGACGAGCGGCAGGUCGAGGGCCACAACUGGCGCCAUGGAGGUACGGGUCGCCAACGGGGGGGCUGUGCGGGCUAAUGCGAGGUUAUACUGACAAGCGGCAGACAUCGAGGAUAUGCUUGCCAGCCUCGCCUUCCUCCACGGGAAGAAGUGGAGUUCGAUGCUCAUUAAGCGCACGUACUUUGGCAACUGGCUGCGCGACUACUCGCAGGCCGUCGACGUGGGCAGCUUGAAGGGCGUCAAUGCCGCCACCAUUCGCAUUUUGGUCUGGGUCCUUUCUUUCAUGGCAUUUGGCUAUGCCACGGACGAGUUCGAAGUCAACGAGGAACGCCUCGGCUGCUACCGCCCCGAAGAGCACAUCGACAACCCCAAGGGCUACGCAGAUGGCCUUGAUGCGCGCAAGUUCGACCCGCGCCUCCGCGGCCCCGUCGAUCCCGUGGAGACAGAAGUCGAUCUCAAGACCGGCAUGAAGAAUUACAUCGCCAACGAGACGGGCCACUGGGCUACCAGCGCAGGCUACCUCCGGUUCAGCUUUGCUCGUAGCAUCCACUUCGGCCGACUGUACACCUGCGGCGCGCAGGGCAAGGGCAAGGAUGAGAACCUGUGCGAGGCUCUUCGGUGCCUGGGCCAAGCUCUGCACUGCAUGGAGGAUUUUGGUGCCCACAGCAACUACUGCGAGCUUGCCCUCCGCGAGCUCGGAUACCAUAACGUGUUCCCACACUGCGGCACGCAGGCGGAGAUUAACAUCCACGGCAAGAGACUGUACCCCAUCGUCACGGGCACGUUCGGCGCGGUCGACUUUUUGCACUCGGUCAUCGGCGAGGCCAAUGAUCACUUCACCCAGUCCGAGGUUGACGAGGUCGACGUCGCGCUCAAGAAUGCGGAGGCGGCCCGUGGCGGCGGCGGCUCCAGCUCCAGGGGUCUCUUUGACGGCUCGGGACCCGGCGACUUCAUCUCCCUCAUAUCCAAGCUUCCAGACGUUGGCUCCGGGUAUGCCGAUCAGGCAAGGAGCCUGAAGGCUGCCUCGGAGGCUCAGGAACGAGAGAACCAGGAGCGCAGCCGCGCGGGAGAUAACGUCAACCUCGUCCCCGGCAUGAGCCCCAACUUCGACCCAGUCAAGACCGCGGGUCAGAUUUACCCCAUUCUCCAGUUCAGAGACAAGAUCGUCAAGGCGAUCAGCAGGGGCAUAUCCAAGGUCCCGGGUCUCGAGAAGCUCAUUGAGCACAUCAGCGAGACGCUCACGGCCUUUGUCCUGGGCCUCCUUGCGCCCUUUAUCCGACCCAUCAUCAACCAGGUCUCCAAGGUCCUGAAGGACGGGUCCUCGGGCGUCAUCAGCGCGAGCUCCAACUCGCAGCUGGAGCCGUGGGACAACCCGCGCUGCUCCGACCCGACGCAUUCCAUGCUGUCCAAGGACCACUUCACCAACAUCCUGAACUCUUGCGCCGGUCGCGUGGCCACCACGAUUCUUCAGUAUGCUGUGCCACGCGUUCUCUUUGCGUGGGAAAACCCCAACGUCCCCGUUGACGAGGUGGUCAACGACGUUCUUCGCGCGUUCCACCACCCCGCUCUCCGCGACGAGAGCAUCGAGAUCCAGCGGGAUAUGUUCAAGACGGUCAGGAUGUGGGCCGAUGAGCACCCUCGCCGCAACCAGCUGGACCAGCUCCUGUCGUCCGAGUCGGUCAAGAAGGGCAAGAACCACGUCCUCAGCCAGCAGAACAAGGGCGGUGCCGGUGGCCACGGCGCCGGCGGCCAUUCGCACGGCCCAUGGGAGUCUCUGAGCCAGCUCGGCCACGGGAAAGUGUCCGGGUCUCUGUGGUCGCAGGUCCGCACGCGCGAUCUCGACUCCAUGGAGGGCCGCGACGGAGACGCCUCGGCCAACUACAUGUCCUCGUCGCCCGCGCCUCCCUCCAGCCAGCGGCCGACUCAGCCGAGCUAUGGACAAGGAGAGAGCGCAUCGUACAUGUCCCAGAGCGGCAACCUGCAGCCCGGUCCGCCAGGCGGCUAUUCCGGCCCUUCACCUCAGCCUAGUCAGUAUUAUGGUGGAGGAGGAGGGGGCGGCGGCGGCCCCGGCUACAAUCAGCCCCCUCCUCCGGGACCGUCUCAAGGAUACGGUGGCCCAGCUCCCGGGGGCCAGUGGGCGCCUUCGGGCCCGCCGCCGCCGCCGCAAGGGUACGGCGGUCCGGGGUACGGAGGCCCCGAGUACGGCGGGCCUCGGCCGACGGGGCAGUAUCCCCCCUACCAGCAGGGUCCUCCUCAGCAGCAGCCGCCACCCUCAUGGGGCACGUACCCCGGACAACAACGCUACUGAGAUGCGGAUGGCAAGGCAUGGCGCUUGGUGGAGAUGGCGGUAACUUAAGGUGGGACUUGCAGGCUGAUGGGCACGCGCGCCAUCAACGACUGUCGUGAGGGCUUGACGAAAAGGAAAAUUUGGCUAUGUGUAGAGUCCUUGGCUACAGGAAGGCACGGGUUUUAGCCUGGAAAGUAAAGAAGAGGAAAAGGGAAAAAAAUAAAGCAGCAAGGCUUUUUUGCAUAUGCUUGUCGUCUUGUCUAUUCUCGUGGGACUGGGCUCUCUACCUGGCCAGCCGGCAUGUCUGUACGCUAUGUAGCUUCAUUAUGCAAGUCGUCAAAGAAGAAGAAAAGACUUCUUCCUCCCUCCCG
Messenger RNA from Purpureocillium takamizusanense, 3629 nucleotides. RefSeq lists its product as uncharacterized. NCBI's taxonomy places the organism in Eukaryota, Fungi, Ascomycota, Sordariomycetes, Hypocreales, Ophiocordycipitaceae. The record is from RefSeq and is a predicted model, not a curated record. The transcript has 3 exons. Bases 1087 to 3279 code for a protein of 730 amino acids.